This is a messenger RNA of Lepus europaeus (European hare), 9913 nucleotides long. RefSeq names its product HIVEP zinc finger 2 (gene HIVEP2). Gene Ontology annotation, biological process: regulation of transcription by RNA polymerase II. Gene Ontology annotation, molecular function: DNA-binding transcription factor activity, RNA polymerase II-specific; RNA polymerase II cis-regulatory region sequence-specific DNA binding. NCBI's taxonomy places the organism in Eukaryota, Metazoa, Chordata, Mammalia, Lagomorpha, Leporidae. The record is from RefSeq and is a predicted model, not a curated record. The transcript has 11 exons. Bases 959 to 8302 code for a protein of 2447 amino acids. Gene Ontology annotation, cellular component: nucleus.
AAAUAAAUAAAGGCGAGAGGAGCCGCGGCCGGCGGUCGGGAUCUCUCCCCUCCCUCCGCGCCCGCCCUCCCUCUGUCCUUAAGGAAAUGCUACCAGACACCCCCCACCAGACACGCUCAGCCUCGGCGAGGAGCGGCCGCCGCGGCAGCGACAGCAAGGGCACCGGGGGGCUUUCCUCCUCCCCCUCCUCUCCCUCCUCCUCUUCCUCCUUCUCCUCCUCAGCGGUGACUUUCCAGAUUGGCGAAUUUACCUGAGAAAUUGAAACUCAAGAUUAUGAGACUGUGUGACUAGGACCGAAAGCAGAUUUCCAGGUGGAAUCUUUGAAGUUUUUAAAAGAUGAUGAUAAUCAGAUCUACUUGAAAAAUUAACUGAAUUGAUUUGGUUGGAACACUUUUUUGUUUGUUAAUCGAUUCUUUAACAUUCAGCCACUAGAUUCCCAGAAGUUGUGCACAAGUUUCAACGGGAGAGUUGGCGUCUUGCAAAGCAGACAGUUGUGAUGCACUGUUCUGAUAUGAAGAUAACAGGAAGCGUCAGGACAAUCAUGCCCUUGAAAACUUUAAACUCUUCAGGUCAUUUUGUCUUAAUGAAACUGGUGAUUGAACUUUGCUGUAGUUGAUGGGCAAAAUUUCUCCUAGACUAUCCAUCAUCCCAAUUUCGUUUUAGUAGAAAAUAUUCGAAUGCCAUAAGAUAUCUUUAUAUAUUUGCACUUAACCUUUGGAUGGACAUUUCUACAAUGGAGAGAACUGUGUUAUAGCCCUGGUCCAAGGACAUCACCAUCUAAUGCCCACUGACUACAGCGUGGGCAUAGAAGUUUCCAAAGAGAAGGAGCAAUCACUGAAUUUGCAGAUAUUCUGGAACAUGGAAGCAGCCAAGCUUUAAAAAAAGCACAGCUUUGGAGACACUCCAUGAGUCUGCACGGCUUUCAAGCGAUCUAGCACUUAAGACCUUGCAUCACAAAAUGGACACUGGGGACACAGCUCUAGGACAAAACGCUACCUCAAGGUCUGGAGAAACUGAUAAAGCAUCAGGUAGAUGGAGACAGGAACCAUCAGCUGUUAUUAAGAUGAGCACUUUCGGCAGUCAAGAAGGCCAGCGGCAACCACAAAUAGACCCUGAGCAAAUUGGAAACACAGCAUCAGCACAACUGUUUGGUUCUGGGAAGCUAGCCUCAGCUGGAGAAGGGGUGCAGCAAGUCGCAGAGAAGCAGUACCCGCCGCCCCGCCCCAGUCCUUACGCAUGCCAACAUUCACUCUCUUUCCCGCAGCACUCGUUGCCACAGGGGGUCCUGCACAGCAACAAGCCCCAUCAGAGCCUCGAAGGCCCUCCGUGGCUCUUCCCUGGCCCUUUGCCAUCUGUCGCCUCCGAGGACUUAUUUCCCUUUCCUAUCCAUGGCCACAGUGGUGGUUAUCCUAGAAAAAAGCUUUCAAGUCUGAACCCUGCUUAUAGCCAAUACUCCCAGAAAAGUAUCGAACAGGCAGAAGAUGCUCACAAGAAAGAGCACAAACCCAAAAAGCCCGGCAAAUACAUUUGCCCUUACUGCAGCAGGGCGUGUGCCAAACCAAGCGUACUGAAAAAACACAUCAGGUCCCAUACUGGGGAGAGGCCAUAUCCAUGUAUACCUUGUGGUUUCUCUUUCAAGACAAAGAGCAAUUUGUACAAGCACAGGAAGUCACAUGCCCAUGCAAUUAAGGCAGGAUUAGUACCUUUCACAGAGUCAGCUGUAUCUAAAUUGGACCUGGAGGCUGGUUUUAUUGAUGUAGAAGCAGAAAUACAUUCAGAUGGUGAACAGAGUACAGACACAGAUGAGGAGAGUUCUUUGUUUGCAGAGGCUUCUGACAAAAUGAGCCCCGGCCCACCCAUCCCGCUGGACAUCGCCAGCAGGGGCGGCUAUCAUGGGUCCUUGGAGGAAUCGUUGGGAGGUCCAAUGAAGGUGCCGAUUUUGAUUAUCCCCAAAAGUGGGAUCUCUCUACCGAGUGAGAGCUCUCAGUAUAUUGGCUCUGAUACACUUGCAAAUCCGUCCUUAAAUACGAAGGCUGAUGACUCUCACACAGUAAAACAGAAACUUGCACUAAGACUGUCGGAGAAAAAAGGACAUGAUUCUGAGCCCUCUCUCAACCUUCUGAGCCCGCACAGUAAAGGAAGCACUGAUUCUGGUUACUUUUCUCGCUCAGAAAGUGCAGAGCAGCAAAUAAGCCCCCCCAACACAAACGCAAAGUCUUACGAAGAAAUCAUCUUUGGAAAAUACUGUCGGCUUAGCCCGAGAAAUGCACUCAGCGUUACACCCCCGAGUCAGGAGCGUGCCAGCAUGGGCAGGAAGGGCCUGAUGGAACCAUUACCUCAUGUCAACACCAGGUUAGACAUCCAGGUGUUUGAGGAUCCCGUCUCACAGCUGAUCCCCAGCAAGGGAGACGUUGACCCCAGUCAGUCGAGUGUGCUGAAAUCCGCUAAGUUCAACAGUGAGUCCAGACAGCCCCAGACGAUUCCAUCAUCUGUCAGGAAUGAAGGAAAGCUUUACCCGGGACAUUUCCAAGGCAGCAACCCAGUUCUCUUAGAAGCUCCUGUAGACGCUUCACCCCUGAUUAGAAGCAAUUCAAUGCCAACUUCUUCCGCAACUAAUUUAAGUAUUCCUCCUUCUUUGAGAGGGAGCCAUUCCUUUGAUGAAAGGAUGGCGGGCUCUGACGACGUGUUCUAUCCUGGCACCGUGGGCAUCCCCCCUCAGCGCAUGUUAAGGCGACAAGCAGCGUUUGAGUUGCCUUCAGUACAGGAAGGGCACGUGGAGGUGGAACACCAUGGCGGCAGGAUGUCCAAGAGCGUCACUGGCUCAUCCUUGAAGGAAAAGAAAUUGGCUCCUGGGGAUAGGGUUGGGUAUGACUAUGAUGUCUGCCGGAAACUCUACAAGAAGUGGGAAGACUCGGAGACACCAAAGCAAAGUUACAGGGACAUUUCCAGCUUAGGUUCUUUAAAACACGGCGGAGAAUACUUCAUGGAUCCCGUGGUGCCACUGCAGGGUGUGCCAACCAUGUUUGGGACCACGUGUGAAAAUAGAAAACGCCGGAAAGAGAAGAGUGUGGGAGAUGAAGAGGACACCCCCAUGAUUUGUAGCAGUGUUGUGAGCACUCCUGUGGCCAUGAUGACUUCAGAUUAUGACCCCAAAUUGCAGAUGCAGGAAGGAGUAAGAAGUGGAUUUGCCCUGGCCGGGCACGAGAACCCUUGCCAUGGUCACCCUGAGCGUUUUGACCUGUGUCGGCCCCAGCUGCAGUCUGGAAGUCCAUCUCUUGGGUCAGAAGAAUCACCGUCAGCCACAGAUUCAGACAAGGUGUCAGACGUAGGGGGCAGGAAACCCCCUGGAAAUGUGAUUUCUGUGAUCCAGCACACAAAUUCCCUGAGCCGACCCAAUUCAUUCGAAAGGUCCGAGUCGGCCGAGCUGGUGGCUUCCGCACAGGAUAAAGCCCCUUCACCUUCUGAGACUGGUGACAGCGAGGUUUCUGAAGCUCCCGUGAGUCCAGAGUGGGCUGCGGCCGGAGACGGUGCAGACGGCGCGGGGAAGCCUUCGCCGGUCCCGCAGGUGCAGCAGCAGUCCUACCACGCGCAGCCCAGGUUGGUCCGCCAGCACAACAUUCAGGUUCCAGAGAUUCGAGUGACGGAGGAGCCCGACAAACCUGAGAAGGAGAAAGAAGCCCAGAGUAAAGAGCCAGAGAAGCCUGUGGAGGAAUUCCAGUGGCCCCAGAGGAGCGAGACCCUCUCCCAGCUCCCCGCUGAGAAGCUGCCACCCAAAAAGAAGCGUUUGCGACUCGCAGACAUGGAGCACUCCUCAGGGGAGUCCAGCUUCGAAUCCACAGGCACAGGCCUCUCUCGCAGUCCCAGCCAAGAAAGCAACCUGUCCCACAGCUCCAGUUUCUCGAUGUCUUUCGAAAGAGAAGAAACCGUGAAGCUCACGGCGCCUCCUAAGCAGGAUGAGUUCGGGAAGCAUUCGGAGUUUCUGACCGUCCCUGCCGGUUCCUACUCGCUGUCUGUUCCAGGCCACCACCACCAAAAGGAAAUGCGGCGCUGCUCAUCAGAGCAGAUGCCUUGUCCUCACCCAGCGGAGGUCCCAGAAAUUCGCAGCAAAUCGUUCGAUUAUGGGAAUCUGUCCCACGCUCCUGUGGCCGGAGCCCCGGCCUCGGUGUUGUCGCCGUCCCGGGAGAGAAAGAAAUGCUUUCUGGUGCGCCAGGCCUCCUUCAGCGGCUCCCCAGAAAUCGCCCAGGGCGAGAGCGGCGUGGACCCCAGCGUGAAGCAGGAACAGAUGGAGCAGCUGCAGGCCGGCCUCAGGGCCACCUGGCACCAUGGCCCGUCCUCUGGGCUCCCUCCUCUUCCAGGGGAUGACCCAGGAAAGCAGGUGGUGGCUCCUUGUGCCCAGUUGAGCUCCGGGCCACUCCACCUGGCCCAGCAGCAGAUCAUGCACAUGGACAGUCAGGAAUCUUUGAGAAAUUCUCUGAUACAACCAAUAUCCUAUAUGACAAGCAAGCACUUACCUGAGCAGCCUCCCUUAUUUCCACAUCAAGAGACUAUUCCAUUUUCUCCCAUCCAGAAUGCCUUAUUUCAGUUUCAGUAUCCCACCGUGUGUAUGGUUCAUUUACCUGCUCAGCAGCCUCCCUGGUGGCAGGCACAUUUCCCACCUCCGUUUGCCCCACACCCUCAGAAGAGCUACAGCAAGCCCUCUUUCCAGACAGAAAUUCAUUCUAGCUAUCCCCUAGAGCACGUCGCGGAGCACACGGGAAAGAAAUCUGCUGAUUAUACACCCACAAAAGAGCAAACUUACCCGUGUUAUUCGGGAACAUCAGGGCUACACUCAAAGAACCUCCCCCCAAAAUUUCCACCGGACCCAAGCGGUAAGUCAACUGAAACUCCCUCUGAGCAGGUUCUUCAAGAAGAUUUUGCCUCAGCAAAUGCUGGGCCUUUGCAAUCCUUACCGGGAACGGUGGUGCCCGUUCGGAUCCAGACACACGUUCCGUCCUAUGGAAGUGUCAUGUACACAAGCAUUUCUCAGAUACUUGGACAGAACAGUCCUGCCAUUGUCAUAUGCAAGGUCGAUGAGAAUAUGACUCAAAGAACACUGGUAACCAAUGCAGCCAUGCAAGGAAUAGGUUUUAACAUUGCCCAGGUGCUGGGGCAGCAUGCAAGCUUGGAAAAAUACCCGAUUUGGAAAGUACCUCAGACCUUACCCCUUGGCUUGGAAUCCUCCAUCCCCUUAUGUUUACCGUCCACCUCAGACAGCGCUGCCACCCUUGGAGGUAGCAAGCGAAUGCUUUCUCCAGCCAGCAGCUUGGAGCUCUUCAUGGAAACCAAGCAGCAGAAAAGGGUCAAAGAAGAAAAGAUGUAUGGACAGAUCGUGGAGGAACUGAGUGCCGUGGAGCUAACCAACUCAGACAUCAAAAAGGACCUCUCCCGCCCCCAGAAACCCCAGCUGGUUCGACAAGGAUGUGCUUCUGAGCCAAAGGAUGGCUUGCAGUCGGGGUCAUCUUCCUUCUCCUCCCUGUCGCCCUCCUCGUCUCAAGACCAUCCAGCUGUCAGUGCACCCUCCAGGGAGCCAUUCCCACCUAGCAGGGAGAUGCUUCCGGGUUCCAGGGCAGCCCCUGCGGGGCGUAAGUGCAGUGGACCUUCAGAUAGCAGAGAGUCCUCCGAUGAGUUAGAUAUUGAUGAGACAGCAUCGGACAUGAGCAUGAGCCCUCAGGGCUCGUCCUUGCCCGCAGGAGAUGGUCAGCAGGAAGAGGAGGGCAAGGGCUCGAAGCUGCCCAUUGGCAUGCUGGUCCACAUGGCCUCUGGUCCCAGUGGCAACAUGGCCAACUCCACUCUUCUUUUCACGGACGUGGCAGAUUUCCAGCAGAUUCUUCAGUUCCCCAGUCUGCGGACAACAACUACUGUGAGCUGGUGCUUCUUGAAUUAUACAAAACCCAACUUUGUGCAACAGGCCACCUUCAAAUCCUCAGUUUAUGCUUCAUGGUGCAUUAGUUCCUGUAACCCAAACCCAUCGGGAUUGAACACCAAGACCACUCUGGCUCUUCUGAGGUCCAAGCAAAAAAUCACCACAGAAAUUUACACCCUGGCUGCCAUGCAUCGGCCAGGAACGGGCAAGCUGACAUCAUCAAGUGCUUGGAAACAGUUUUCUCAGAUGAAACCUGAUACAACCUUUUUAUUUGGCAGCAAACUAGAAAGGAAACUAGUGGGAAGUAUCUUAAAGGAAAGAGGGAAAGGAGAUAUGCAUGGAGAUAAGGAUAUUGGAUCCAAACAAACUGAGCCAAUCCGAAUUAAAAUCUUUGAAGGAGGGUAUAAAUCAAAUGAAGAUUAUGUAUAUGUCAGAGGACGUGGACGUGGAAAGUAUAUUUGUGAAGAAUGUGGGAUUCGCUGCAAGAAGCCAAGCAUGCUCAAAAAACACAUCCGCACUCAUACUGAUGUUCGGCCUUACGUAUGCAAGUUAUGCAAUUUUGCCUUCAAAACGAAAGGAAACCUAACAAAGCAUAUGAAAUCGAAGGCACACAUGAAAAAAUGCCUGGAGUUGGGAGUCUCAAUGACAUCUGUGGAAGAUACAGAAACUGAGGAAGCAGAAAAUAUGGAGGAUUUGCACAAGGCAGCUGAGAAGCAUAGCAUGUCCAGCAUUUCAACUGAUCAUCAGUUCUCAGAUGCUGAGGAAUCAGAUGGUGAGGAUGGAGAUGAUAAUGAUGAUGAUGAUGAAGAUGAUGAUGACUUUGAUGACCAAGGAGAUUUGACUCCAAAAACGAGAUCAAGAAGCACUAGUCCUCAGCCUCCGAGAUUCUCCUCCUUGCCUGUGAAUGUUGGUGCCGUGGCCCAUGGAGUUCCUUCAGAUAAUUCCCUGGGGCAUUCUUCAUUGAUCAGUUAUUUGGUUACUUUGCCAAGUAUUCAGGUGACUCAGCUUAUGACACCCAGUGACUCAUGUGAAGAUACUCAGAUGACAGAAUACCAGAGGCUGUUUCAGAGCAAAAGUACAGACUCGGAACCAGAGAAGGACAGGUUAGACAUCCCUAGUGGUAUGGACGAGGAGGGCAUGCUGUCCUCAGAGCCAAGCUCCUCCCCGAGGGACUUCUCACCCUCAAGUCGCCAUUCCUCACCAGGAUAUGACUCGUCGCCCUGUCGAGAUAAUUCACCAAAGAGGUAUCUGAUACCCAAAGGAGAUUUAUCACCUAGGAGACAUUUAUCCCCGAGGAGAGAGCUGUCACCCAUGAGACAUCUUUCACCAAGAAAAGAAGCUGCAUUGAGAAGAGAGAUGUCCCAGAGAGAUAUUUCACCAAGAAGGCAUUUGUCCCCAAGGAGGCCAGUGUCUCCUGGGAAAGACAUCACGGCAAGAAGAGACCUGUCUCCUAGAAGAGAGAGGAGAUACCUGACUACCAUAAGAGCACCAUCUCCCAGAAGGGCUUUAUACCAUAACCCGCCAUUGUCCUUGGGGCAGUAUUUGCAAGCAGAGCCAAUUGUACUGGGGCCUCCUAAUCUAAGAAGAGGAUUACCUCAGGUUCCUUACUUCAGUCUCUAUGGAGACCAAGAAGGUGCUUAUGAACAUCAAGGCUCCAGCCUUUUCCCUGAGGGUCCUAAUGACUAUGUCUUCAGUCAUCUUCCACUUCACUCUCAGCAACAAGUGCGAGCUCCUAUCCCCAUGGUGCCAGUUGGUGGGAUCCAAAUGGUUCACUCCAUGCCGCCGGCCCUUUCCGGUUUACAUCCUCCACCCACAUUGCCUCUGCCAGUGGAGGGCUCUGAGGAAAAGAGAGCAGCUCUAGGGGAGACCUUCUUGAAGGAUCCCUAUGUGCUUUCCAAAGGGCAUGAGAAGCGAGCGCCUCACGUGUUACAGUCGUCUGGUCUACCAAGCACUCCCUCCUCUCCUCGUCUACUGAUGAAACAGAGCACUUCAGAAGACAGCCUGAAUGCCACAGAGAGGGAACAAGAGGAGAAUAUACAGACUUGCACAAAAGCCAUUGCCUCUCUCCGGAUUGCCACAGAAGAGGCAGCUCUGCUUGGGGCAGAUCAGCCAGCACGGGUGCAGGAGCCCCUCCAAAAACCCUCAGAAAGUGCACACGUUAGCAUUAGACACUUUAGUGGACCUGAGCCAGGUCAGCCCUGUACCUCAGCUCCGCACCCUGACUUGCAUGAUGGUGAAAAGGACACUUUUGGGACAUCACAGACUGCAUUAGCUCACUCCACAUUUUACGGCAAGAGUUGUGUGGAUGAGAAACAGUCGGACUUCCACAGCAGUAAGGGGUUGUCUUCAAGCACAGAGGAGGGAAAAGAACCUUCAUCAGAGAAAAGCCCACUUCAUUGAUCUGAGAUGCAUGGAAACUUUCAUUUCCACCUUUUCCCAUUUUUUUGUUUAUGUUUUUCUAGAGAUAGAGGUAAUCAACUUUAUAGCAUGCCUGUCCUAAGUUACAGUAGUUUGCUAUUAUAUAUACUUUUGUUAUAUCAAAAGAAUUAGGUAAAUUAAGAAGUCAUCAUGAGCCUGACCAAAACAAAAUUUGAAAUUAACCUAUUGGGUCUGGUACUUUUAAAAUUGUACAGAUGUCUGUGCCUUUUCUUUACUUUGCUUAUAUUCUUAUAAGCAUUUUUUAGCAGUAAUUUGUACAUAUUUUAGAAUUUGUGUAUCUGCUUUGUAAUAAAUGUAAUUUCUUUCCUUUUUUGGACACUUGGAUCUAAAUGAUGUAAAGCAAAACAGCAUCAAUAUAUAUGUGAGGUUGCACUAAAACAUAUUUUUAUAUGAUUAAAACUGAACAGCUUUUAUGUACAGCUCUGAUUCUGUAAUACUAAUAUUUAUUUACUUUGUUUCAUAAAUUGUACAUUUUUUCUUAAUGUUGUGGAUUGCUUUUCUAUGUGAAGCAUGGGAUUUACUGUUGCGUAACUAGAACAAAAAUGUACAUUGUAAACAAGAUAUUUAAACUAGAGUAUCUUAUUCUGCACUUAUGCAUUAGUUAAAAAAAAAGAUAAAGGGUGUAUCAGUCAGUUCUUAACUCUUGUAAAUUUUUUUGUCUCUUGUUUGCUGGAUUGACCAUAACUUAAGUGCUGAUUGUGAUUUUAAACUGAUAGUACCGUAAAGCAUUAAAGUAAACAACGUGCUAUUGUGAGUUUUUUCAAAGCUUUAUAAAUCAGUUAUAAAUAAUAUUAAAAGUAUUUGGUCUUAUGUGAACAUGUUGAUCUAUAUACUCAUCUAAAAAUAUGGGAAAACAUUCCACCCCAUGUAAAUAUGUACAAGUGCAUCACUGGUACAAUUUUAUGUAACUCAUUUGGACACUAGGUUGCCACAGACCUAUGCUAGGGUGUCUUUAAAAAUUAAAGUGACAAAGCACAUGGGACUGUGUAGAGCUUGGUUAUCGGCCGGCCCGGUGGCUUGGCCGGCAGUGCUGGGCGCUGCCGGUGGAGGAGACCUGGGCUUAGAAGGCUCCUUGGUUCUUGCUGCACAGGAUGGUGACUGGAACCAAGUCUCCACAGAGGGGUCGUGCGUGGACUGAGGGUUGGGUGUGGAAGCAGAGAAGGGGGAUGGAGAUCUGCUCCCUAGCUCUUCCUGACAGCCCAUCCACAAGGGAACAGGGUUAACAUCAGCGCUGGGGGUGUCACCUUCUCCUUCUGAACAAGGGAAGUGUGUCACACUCCUGGCUAUCUCAGGGGGAACUUGGAAAAGAAGCUUUCCAGGGAGAAGAACUCGUGGGAGGAUGAUGACGUUUGUAACACUCCGGAUGGCUGUUGGUUGGUGUUGAAAGCGGGAAGAGCCUUUGUAGGUCCAGAAGAGCAGAGAGGGAGGGGGACAAGAGCAUGUGCACACGCACACACACACAAUCUGGGUUAUCUUUGUGCUAUAUGGUGGAUUCUAAUUCUGUGAAACCAAGUUUGUAUAUUGAAUUACAUUAAGGAGUGUUCUUUAAAAAGAGAAAUAAAUAUACAGUUA